Molecule: messenger RNA, 606 nt
Organism: Acanthosepion pharaonis
Lineage: Eukaryota; Metazoa; Mollusca; Cephalopoda; Sepiida; Sepiidae
Source: the annotation of a GenBank genome assembly
AUGUUUCAAACAUAUAUCAAACUAUUAAUCCUGUCUGUUUACAUCUAUCUAUCUAUCUAUGUCCUUCUGUGUCUAUCUAUCUAUGUCAUUCUGUGUCUAUCUAUCUAUCUAUGUCAUUCUGUGUCUAUCUAUCUAUCUAUCUAUGUCAUUCUGUGUCUAUCUAUCUAUCUAUCUAUCUAUCUAUGUCAUUCUGUGUCUAUCUAUCUAUCUAUCUAUGUCAUUCUGUGUCUAUCUAUCUAUCUAUCUAUCUAUCUAUGUCAUUCUGUGUCUAUCUAUCUAUCUAUCUAUCUAUCUAUGUCAUUCUGUGUCUAUCUAUCUAUCUAUCUAUCUAUGUCAUUCUGUGUCUAUCUAUCUAUCUAUCUAUCUAUCUAUUCAUCGCGGUCUUUCCAUGAUCUGUCUGUCUGUCUGUCUGUUUUAUUCGAUUGCUGUUUCAUUGGGAUUAUAAGUCCUUUAUCCCUGUUGAAUAAGUGGCAUUCCUUGUCAUUUAUUUCACUUCGUGCCAAGUCCUGUUUAUUCUCUCUAUCAAUCUAUUUGUCUCUCUAUAACAGCCUGUAUCAGUAUUUUAUCUAUCUAUAUGGUAAACAAAAGCAAACUAUUCAAAUCUAA